AUGGCUCGCACCAGACGACAUCUUCCUUCAACCGGUCCAGACCUCUCUAAUGGUGCCACUGAAAAUCUUGGUCACGCGAGCUCUAAUUCUAAUCGCUUUGACCCCAUCGCACCAGAAGAACCAGAACAAACUCAGGCACCGAUUGCUAACUCUCCGAUUGCUCCGUCUCCAAUUGGACCGCAACCUUCAAUCGCUCAACCUCCAAUCCAUCCUUCCUCAAUUGGACAACAACCACCGACUGUUCAAACUCCAAUUCCACCCAUGCUCAACAAAAAUUUCCUCCAAUGGCGCUGUGAUUUUAAAAUUUCUAUUGGGGCAAAGAACAAGACUGCUUUUCUCAAUGGCUCCCUCCCACAACCUUGUCCAUCUGAUUCUCACUUCAGUGCCCGGCUUCAUUGCAACCAGAUGGUUAUGUCAUGGAUUAUACAUUCUGUCUCUCCAGAAAUCAAGAGUAGCAUUAUGUUCUUGGAUAUUGCAGCAGCCAUGUGGAUGGAGCUCAAUAACAGAUUCGACCAAGGCAAUGGCCCUAGAAUCUUUGAACUCAAUGAAAGUCUCAUUAGUCUUCAUCAAGGUGAUGAUUUUGUAAGUGCUUAUUUCACCAAAAUCAAAUCAAUGUGGGAGGAAAUAAAUCAAUUAAGGCCUAGAACUCCUUGUACUUAUGCUGCCUCUGUUGAUAACUUUCAUUUUCUGAAUCAAGAUCAAGUCUUACAGUUUUUAACAGGUCUUAAUGAAUCCUUUCAUGCUGUAAGAGCUUAG
Molecule: messenger RNA, 756 nt
Organism: Humulus lupulus (European hop)
Lineage: Eukaryota; Viridiplantae; Streptophyta; Magnoliopsida; Rosales; Cannabaceae
Exons: 2
Coding region: 1-756 (251 amino acids)
Source: RefSeq, a predicted model, not a curated record